This is a messenger RNA of Sinocyclocheilus anshuiensis, 5109 nucleotides long. Its product is annotated as complement C3-like. The record is from RefSeq and is a predicted model, not a curated record. Gene Ontology annotation, biological process: complement activation; inflammatory response. Bases 44 to 4975 code for a protein of 1643 amino acids. Gene Ontology annotation, molecular function: protein binding; endopeptidase inhibitor activity. The transcript has 41 exons. Gene Ontology annotation, cellular component: extracellular region. NCBI's taxonomy places the organism in Eukaryota, Metazoa, Chordata, Actinopteri, Cypriniformes, Cyprinidae.
AGCUUCACAGACGCUCACAGGAAGACACACACAGACAGUCAGGAUGGAGGUGAAGCUGCUGUUUCUGACUGUUGUUCUGCUCUCCUCACCGCUCCUCACACUAUGUGCCCCGCUGUUUGUUCUGUCGGCUCCUAAUCUGCUGAGGGUGGGUUCCUCAGAGAACCUGUUUGUGGAGGCUCAGGAUUACUCUGGAGUAGCUCUCGAUGUGAAGAUCAUAGUUAAGAACCACCCAAAAAAAGACAAGGAGAUACUGUCUAAAUCAGUGAAACUGACUUCAGACAAAAAUUUCCAAAUCCUUACAGAUAUAAAGAUCCCUGAUGAUCAGAACUUGUUCUCUGACGAUCCUCUGGAGAAGCAGUAUGUGUAUCUACAAGCUCAGUUUCCAUCCGUCACUCUGGAGAAAGUGGUCCUGCUCUCAUUCCAGUCUGGAUAUAUAUUUGUCCAAACAGACAAGCCCAUCUACACACCUGCUAGCACAGUUCAAUACAGGAUUUUCUCUCUGACGCCCAACCUGGAACCACUCAGUCAAUCUGGAAUCACAGUGGAAAUCAUGAAUCCACAAGACAUCACAGUUUCAUCAGAGAAGAUAUUUCCAGUCAAAGGCAUGAAGUCUGGAAAAUAUGCCAUUCCUGAGAUGGCCAGUCCUGGGAUCUGGAAGGUGGUCACACUGUUCUCAAACACUCCUCAGAAGACGUUCACUGCAGACUUUGAGGUCAAAGAAUAUGUGCUUCCAACAUUUGAAGUGAAAUUAAAGCCCAGUAAGUCAUUCUUCUAUGUGGGUGAUGAGAGUCUGACAGUCGACAUUGAAGCCAAAUACCUGUUUGGACAGAAGGUGGAUGGAAAUGCGUUUGUGGUGUUUGGUGUGAUGGAAGAUGAGAAGAAAACAAGUAUUCCUGCAUCUCUGCAAAAAGUUCAGAUCGUGACAGGAAAGGGUACUGCAGAACUGACCAAUCAGAUGAUCACUGACACCUUUCCAAACAUUAACCAGCUGGUUGGACGAUCAAUCUAUGUUUCAGUCAGUCUAUUAACAGAAAGUGGCAGUGAAAUGGUGGAAGCAGAAAGGAGAGGCAUUCAGAUUGUGACGUCACCGUACACCAUCCACUUCAAAAAAACACCACACUUCUUCAAACCUGGGAUGCCCUUCGACGUCUCGGUAUACGUAACAAAUCCUGACCAGACGCCUGCUGUAAAUGUGGGAGUGGAGGUCAAUCCUGGAGGGGUCAGAGGUCAAACAAGAGACAACGGCAUUGCGAAGGUUACAGUCAACACUCCGGGAGGAUCUCCCACACUGGACAUCACUGCAAAGACCAAAGAUCCAGAUAUAAAAGACGAAAAUCAGCAGGCAGUGAAGAAGAUGACGGCUCAGGCCUAUGAGACCAAAGGUGGCUCCAACAACUACCUUCACAUCGGCAUUGAUGCUGUUGAGCUUCAGAUCGGUGAUCCAAUGAAAGUCAAUCUGAACACUGGACAAAGUCCAGGAGUCAAAGAUCAAGACUACACAUACAUGAUCUUAAGUAAAGGUCAGAUCGUUCAAGCAGACAGGUUCAAGAGGCAAGGACAAUCUCUAGUGACUCUGCCUGUGACUGUAACCAAAGACAUGGUGCCAUCCUUCCGCUUUGUGGCUUAUUACCAUGUGGGCCCGUCUGAGGUGGUGUCUGAUUCAGUCUGGGUGGAUGUGAAGGACACGUGCAUGGGAAAGCUCCAGAUUGAGGUGAAGGAGAAGAUGAAUAUCUAUGGCACAGGAGAUGAGGUCAAGCUGCAGAUAACUGGAGAUCAUGGAGCUAAAGUUGGUCUGGUGGUGGUUGACAAGGCUGUGCAAGUCCUUAACAAGAACAGACUCACUCAGACUCAGAUCUGGGACGUCAUAGAGAAGCAUGACACCGGCUGUACAGCAGGAGGUGGGAGGGACAGUAUGGGGGUUUUCACUGAUGCAGGUCUGAUGUUUGAGUCCAACGGUGCAGGAGGAACCAACACCAGAAUAAUGUCUGAGUGUCCUAAAACUUCAAAGAGAAAACGAAGAGCUGAGAGUCUCCUGCAGAUCACUAGUACACUGGCUGGUAAAUACUCCGGUGAACUGAAGCAGUGCUGCGUUGAUGGGAUGAGGGAUAAUAAACUCGGCUACACCUGUGAACGAAGAGCCACAUACAUCGUUGACGGACAAGCGUGUGUCAAGGCCUUCCUGGACUGCUGCAACCAGAUGAAAUCCCGCAAGAACACGAAGGACGAAGAGGAGGAAAUGGUUCUGGCUCGCAGUGAUGAUGACGAUGACUAUUACACAGACUCUGAAGAGAUUACGUCCCGUACGCAGUUCCCUGAGAGUUGGCUUUGGGAGGAGAUUGAUCUAUGUGACAAAUGUCCAACAACAGCCACAGAAAAAGUGAUCUACCUGAAAGACUCUAUCACUACCUGGCAGAUCUUGGCUGUCAGUCUGUCACCAACACUUGGCAUCUGUGUGGCAGAACCUGUGGAGAUGGUCGUUUUUAAACACCUUUUUAUUGACCUAAAGAUGCCUUACUCAGCUGUGCGCGGCGAACAACUGGAAAUCAAGGCCAUUAUUCACAACUACACCCCAAAGAAGCAGAAGGUGCGUGUGGAGUUCAUGGAGACAGAAGAUGUUUGCAGCUUUGCCAGUAAGAAAGGCAAAUACAGAACAACAGUAUCUGUUGACAAAGGCUCCAGCAUAGCUGUUUCAUAUGUGAUUAUUCCCAUGACGCUGGGAAAUCACAUGAUUGAGGUGAAAGCUUCAGCAUAUGAGGCCAUCUACACUGAUGGAGUGAGAAAGCCGCUGAAGGUGGUGUCUGAGGGUGUGCUGAUUUCAUUACAAAGAAAAAAUGUGGAGCUCAAUCCAGUUAAGAAUGGGGAAAAACCUGUACUUCUUAAAGGUGACAUACCAGAUGAUCGGGUUCCAGACACACCUGCUAACACGUACAUCUCAAUUGCUGGUGAAGAGAUCGCUCAGACAGUCGAGCAGGCCAUCAGUGGAGAUUUCAUGGGUCGCCUUAUUGUCCAGCCCAGUGGAUGUGGAGAGCAGAACAUGAUCUAUAUGACUCUACCUCUCAUUGCCACUCAUUAUCUGGACAGCACCAAUCAGUGGGCGGCUGUUGGCAUGGAGCGCCGUAAUGACGCCAUCAACCAUAUUAGCACAGGUUAUCAACAACAGCUGGGCUACCGUAAACCAGAUGGAUCAUAUGCUGCAUGGAUACACAGGCCGAGCAGCACAUGGCUGACAGCAUAUGUGGCUAAGGUCCUCGCCAUGGCCAACAACCUUGUUAUUAUAGAGGAAAAUGUGAUCUGCAGCGCCCUCAAGUGGCUGGUUCUGCACAAACAACUGCCAGACGGCUCCUUUAAAGAGGAAUCAGCUGUAAUUCAUGGAGAGAUGGUGGGUGACGUGCGUGGCAAAGAUGCCGAUGCCUCUCUGACGGCCUUUGUCGUGAUUGCCAUGCAAGAGGCCAGAGACAUCUGUGCUGAAUCAGUUGGAAGUCUGCAUGAAAGUAUCAGGAAGGCUGUUUCUUUCUUGGAAGGUCGGCUUCCACAACUGACCAAUCCUUACGCUGUUGCGAUGACGUCCUACGCCAUGGCCAAUGCCAACAAACUCAAUAAAGACAUCUUGAUGAAACGCUCCUCCCAACUAGAAGCCGGUCGGUCCUGGACUGUCUCUGGACAGCAUCAUCACUCACUAGAGGCGACGGCUUAUGCUGUGCUGGCGCUUGUGAAGGACAAAGACUUUGAUAAAGCAGGAGAAGCAGUGCACUGGCUGAACAGACAGCAGUCUCACUAUGGAGGAUCUGGUACCACUCAGGCGACCAUCAUGGUGUUCCAGGCCGUGGCAGAGUAUCGCACGCAGGUGAAGGACCGCCAAAACUUCAAUCUGGACGUGGAGCUGUCCGUGGCAGGAAGAAGCAAACCUGUCAGAUAUACUAUCAAAAGAGAGAAUGCACAUCUUACUCGGUCAGACAGGGUGGACAUAAACCAGGAGUUCAAUGUAACUGCUAAAGGAACUGGAACAGCCACUCUCUCAGUUCUGACGCUGUACUACGCCAGACCUGUUGAGAAGAAAUCUGACUGUACUUUCUUUGAUCUGACUGUUAAAAUGGAGAAAGACAAUGAAGCAAAACAAGGAGUCAUUGAAACGUACAAAAUCACUAUGGAUUUCUACUUCAAAAGUGAUAAAACCGAUGCCACCAUGACUAUUCUGGAUAUUGGCAUACCGACCGGAUUUACUGUGGAGACCAGAGAUCUGGAAGAGUUGUCCAGAGGGAAGGAGAGAUACAUUCAGAAAUUUGAGAUGGACAAAGUGCUCUCAGAGCGAGGAUCCCUCAUCCUCUACUUAGAUACGGUUUUGCGUAAAGAGCCACAAAGAAUUGCCUUCAGAAUGAACAAGAUCCUUAAUGUGGGUCUGCUACAACCUGCUGCAGUCACAAUAUAUGAAUAUUACUCUCCCAAUGCACGCUGUACAAAGUUCUUCCACCCUGAAAGGACAGAUGGUGCGAUAUCCAGACUGUGUAAGGGAGAACUGUGCCAGUGUGCAGAAGAAAACUGCAGUUACCAGAAGAAAACGGGUGUCGAAGAUGAUGAGCGUUUCAAUAAAGCCUGUGAAGCUGGCAUGGAUUAUGUUUAUAAAGUCACAGUGGUUGGAUCGGAUCUGAAACAGGACUCUGACAUCUAUGACUUGAAGGUGGAGCAGGUGCUGAAAGAAGGCACCGAUGUGGAUGUUGAGGGGAAAGUGAGACCAUUUUUGGCUCGUCCAAGUUGCAGAAACCAUUUAGGAUUGGUAGAAGGCAAGUCGUACCUCAUCAUGGGCAGAUCUGUUGACCUGCCAGAGCUCGGGGGAAGCCUGCAAUACAUCUUUGGAGAGCAGACCUGGAUUGAAUACUGGCCUACAAGACAGGAAAGCCAGACUCCAGAACACAGGCAGCGAUACAUCGGUAUCUCUGACCUCCAGAACAGCCUUCUCAAAGAAGGAUGUGCUACAUAAUCAUAUAACCAAAAUUUGUUGAUUACAGAAAAUUAAAUGUCACCUCUUGCAUGAAUCUUCAUAGUGUUGUUUUAUCCAAAAUACUGUUGUAAUUAAUAUAUAUACACUGACUGAAUAAAAAAAAAUAAUUUUCA